Aspergillus terreus NIH2624 is the source of this 1947-nucleotide messenger RNA. RefSeq lists its product as uncharacterized. Gene Ontology annotation, molecular function: protein binding. The coding region runs from base 1 to 1947 and encodes 648 amino acids. Lineage: Eukaryota; Fungi; Ascomycota; Eurotiomycetes; Eurotiales; Aspergillaceae. The record is from RefSeq and is a predicted model, not a curated record. The transcript is spliced from 3 exons.
AUGACGACAGAUUCUCCUCUCCCCCACCUACAGCUCCACAACUAUAUCAGUACCGCCGACCCCGAUCGCAUCUAUGUCGCGGUGGACCGGGUGAUCUAUGCGAUUCACAUCUCAUCCAAAAAGCGGGAAACCAUAGCGGUCAUUCCGUUUGAACCGAGAUGUCUCACCUCUGGUUACGGCUGGAUCGGGAUCGGUGGCUCGGAUAAUGGCGAGUGUGCUUUUAUCAAAAUCUCCGACCAGGCCGUGCGUGUUCGCGAAAACACCCCCGCGGAAACCCCUGCGGAAGUGGACAGCGCGCUCCCAAUUGAUAUUGAAGGCCUCCGGAGGGUCAACCAGUCUUGGUUAGCCGGAGAUGAGUCGCAGUCCUCCCCCGACGGUCGAGGGAGACCAUUACGCGACGUGCAAUUGCAUAAAUUCGGCGGAAGCAUUGUCAACUCGGUCACGAUUCACCGGUUACCGGGGGAUAAUAAGGGUUUAGCAGACGAGGAUGUGAUAGUUCUCAGCAACAAUAAUUUCACAGUGACGGUCUAUUCCUUAACAAGAUCGAAAGUGUUAAAGGUCCUGGAACACACAGAGAGUAUGAACUAUGCUAUCAUCUCGCCCGAUUCGAGAACCCUGGCGGCGGUUAGCGACGAACCUCGAGCAUAUUUUUAUGAUAUUACCCGUGACUAUGAUACCACCGUUUUGACAGAAGGUGGUCAAAAGCUGACCGGGUGGAAUUGGGACCUCCUGCGCUGCAUUGAGAUGGACCUUGGCUCCCGAUUAGUUGACAGAUGCUGUUUCAGCAUUGCCUUCACGCAAUUCAGCCGGUUAUGCGCCAUCGGAGCCCAGUCCGGGGUAAUCAUUGUCUUCGACGUGACGAAGAUUCGAGACAUCUUCCAAGAACCCAACGGGAACAAUUCAAUAAUCUGCCAUUUUCAGUCUUCUAGACCGUCCAUUAAUGGCGGCGCUGUGCGCUGCAUGGCGUUUGCGCCUGAGCCUUGGGAUCUGUUGGUGUGGCUAGAAGACAAAGGCAGGGCGGGUAUUGCCGACGUUCGUCAGGCAUUCGUCCGCCGACAGAUCAUUGACCUAGACACGAAUGAGCCAGGACUCGAGACAGUCCGUACUGAUCCUUUAGUAGAGGAAUGCGCUGAGCUCGAAUCGGACGAUAACAACCGGCCUGCCACCGAAACUCCCCGUGGAGCUGAUGGGGCACACCACGAAGCUGCUGGUUCUAUCGAGGGUACGUUCAAUCGCCGAAUUGGAGCUCCGCUUGGAAAUCACCCCCUGCGCGAUACCCUGCUCCAGGACCUCACAGAGAGGGAGAGGUUAAUCAUCGAGUUCUUGAACACAGCACGCUGGACGUCUCGAUUAGAAGAAGGAUUGCGAGCCAGAGCCAACGCGAACCCGCCUCAUGUACCUCGCCCACGCUUCCAAGGUUCCACAGAUGUGCCUAAUCGAGCUUCUCGUCCUACCUCGCCUCUUCGCCAAAGCGAUGUGCUCCAUGAUCUGUCUCACGACAGUCAGUCAGUGCACGCAGGGGGUGGAAGGCACAGCCUCAGGCAUCGACCAUCUUAUAUCCCGACUCUCAGUCGGUAUGAGACCGGGAGUAGAAGUCCUGAUACAAUUGGUUCGAGUGCAGAACCGCAGCCAAGUAUCACGCUCAGUUGGACUACCUCUCCCGCUGAGCUCCAGUCGGCGACGUCCAAUACCAACUCACGCAUCUCAAACUCAACAUACGAUAGCUCUAGUAAUGGAGCCGAUGUGAACAAUGGCAUCCUAGGCCGCCCGUCCGCUAACUUUGACUAUUCCAAUACCCCUGAAGUCCUGGUUCCACCCCUUCGAAACGGCCACCGAUCGCCCUCUAGUCAACGCCGUUCUGAGGAAAGGACAAGGACACCAGAAGUCCGACAUGAGCCAAUGACACGCCUUUCAAGCACGGAACUGAGAACCAAUGUGGGCAGCUGA